AAAGAUGAUCUUCUGUGGUCUGCUUACUGAACGAAAGGAGCCAGUUCCUCUGCAGAGUGUGGAGGUGGAGCUGCAGGUGAAGGACCAUGUGGCUACAGUCAUCUCCACUCUGAACUACCAGAACAAGGAGGACAAACCUGUAGAGGCAGUUUUUGUCUUCCCUCUGCCUGGAGAUGCUGCUGUGUGUCAUUUCAGUGCUAAGAUUGGACAGACACACAUUGUAGCUGAGCUGAAGGAGAAGCAGCAGGCUCGGGAGGAGUAUGAUGAUGCUCUGAGUUCAGGGAAGCAGGCCUUCCUGUUGGAGGAGAGUGAACAGAGUCCGGACAUCUUCUCUCUGAGUGUGGGCAGUCUGCCUCCAGGGGAGAGCGCCUCCAUCAGGCUGGAGUAUGUCAUUGAGCUGGCUGUGGAGGCUGAUGAGGCGCUGAGGUUCAUUCUGCCUGCUGUGCUCAACCCUCGCUACCAACCUCAAGGUAGUGAAGCUCCUGGACUCCCGGUGAACUCAGUUCCAGCCUCUGAGGUUCCCUACAGUCUGUCCUUUUCUGCACGAGUGUCCUCUCCUCGUCCAGUUUCCAAAGUAGAGUCCAGCUGUUCUCUGGAGCCUCUUCAGUUCCUGAACUCUGAUCACACAGAGGCUGCUGUCAAGCUGGCUGCAGGACACAAGUUUGACAGAGAUGUAGAGCUGCUGAUUUAUUACAAAGAUGCUCACCAGCCCUCUGCUGUGGUGGAGGCAGGACAGGACUCUGCUGAGCCUGGCACUCUGAUGGGUGAUCCUGUGGUGAUGCUGAGUCUGUACCCAGAAUUCCCAGAGUCUGUGAUGUCCUCACGCGCCUCAUGUGGAGAGUUUGUGUUCUUGUUGGAUCGAUCUGGAAGCAUGGACUGUUCAAUAAAUAACAGGAACCAGCAAGAAACUCGCAUCAGCAGUGCAAGGGAUACUCUGCUGCUCCUGUUGAAGAGUUUACCAAUGGGCUGCUACUUCAACAUCUAUGGUUUUGGGUCCAGAUUUGAUCAAGUUUUUCCGAAGAGCGAGGAAUACAGUCAGGAGAGCAUGGAGGAGGCUCUGAAGAAAGUUGAGGGGAUGCAGGCUGAUCUGGGAGGAACAGAGAUUCUUCAGCC
Messenger RNA from Oryzias melastigma (Indian medaka), 1113 nucleotides. RefSeq names its product von Willebrand factor A domain-containing protein 5A. Lineage: Eukaryota; Metazoa; Chordata; Actinopteri; Beloniformes; Adrianichthyidae. The record is from RefSeq and is a predicted model, not a curated record.